GGACGGCGCGCUCCCGCAGCUGGCCGGGGAAGGUGGCUGAGGGGGCGCGCGGGCGCCGGAACGGGGACGCGCAGUGGCGGGGGCAGCGUCACUGGAUGCCGCCCGACCCUCCGAGCUGCGGGCUGCGGCCGGGAGAGGGUUGAAAUCUCACAAAGCCCUGAGGCUUUUGGACUGAAAAACGCUUUCCUCUCUCACUGAUAAUCUCCGCAAUGAUUCAUAGCCUUUUCUUGAUCAACUCCUCUGGGGAUAUUUUCCUGGAGAAACAUUGGAAAAGUGUGGUCAGCCGUUCUGUUUGUGAUUAUUUUUUUGAGGCACAAGAAAGAGCUACUGAGGCAGAAAAUGUACCUCCAGUUAUCCCUACCCCUCACCACUAUCUCUUAAGUGUUUACCGUCACAAGAUCUUUUUUGUAGCUGUGAUCCAGACGGAGGUUCCACCUCUCUUUGUCAUUGAGUUCCUUCACCGAGUAGUGGACACGUUUCAGGAUUAUUUUGGUGUCUGUUCAGAGCCAGUUAUCAAAGACAAUGUUGUUGUGGUUUAUGAGGUGUUGGAAGAGAUGCUUGACAAUGGGUUUCCAUUGGCUACCGAAUCAAACAUCCUCAAAGAACUGAUAAAGCCUCCCACUAUCCUUCGAACAGUUGUCAACACCAUAACAGGAAGCACUAAUGUGGGUGACCAGCUUCCCACUGGGCAGCUGUCAGUGGUGCCUUGGCGACGGACAGGGGUGAAAUACACCAACAACGAGGCCUAUUUUGAUGUGAUUGAAGAAAUUGAUGCCAUCAUUGAUAAAUCAGGUUCCACAAUCACUGCUGAGAUCCAGGGCGUAAUUGAUGCAUGUGUCAAGCUAACGGGAAUGCCAGACCUUACACUUUCCUUCAUGAACCCCAGGUUGUUGGAUGAUGUCAGCUUCCAUCCCUGUGUUCGUUUCAAGCGCUGGGAAUCUGAGCGUAUCCUCUCCUUCAUCCCUCCUGAUGGAAAUUUUCGCCUGCUGUCUUACCACGUCAGUGCACAGAAUCUCGUUGCAAUUCCAGUGUAUGUCAAACAUAACAUCAGUUUCCGGGACAGUAGUUCCCUUGGACGCUUUGAAAUAACCGUGGGACCCAAGCAGACCAUGGGGAAGACCAUAGAGGGAGUGACCGUCACCAGCCAGAUGCCCAAAGGGGUCCUGAAUAUGAGCCUCACUCCAUCUCAGGGGACGCACACAUUUGACCCCGUUACCAAGAUGUUAUCUUGGGAUGUAGGAAAAAUAAAUCCCCAAAAGCUACCAAGUUUGAAGGGGACCGUGAGUCUUCAGGCUGGAGCUUCCAAACCGGAUGAGAACCCCACGAUUAACCUGCAGUUUAAGAUCCAGCAGCUAGCCAUUUCUGGACUCAAAGUGAAUCGUCUGGAUAUGUAUGGAGAAAAGUACAAGCCCUUUAAGGGCAUAAAAUACAUGACCAAAGCUGGAAAAUUCCAAGUUCGAACCUGAAGGGAAAAUUUUGUAGAGGGACACUUUUUCAUUUCUUACUUAUCUAAAAGUUAAAAAAAAAAGAAAAAAGAAAAAAAAUCAGCAUCUCCUAGGUCAGUCCCCUCCUGGAGCCACUCGCCCUUUUUUCCUUAGCCUUCAGUGCCAUGGAACUAAUCAAGGGAGAAAAGGGUCAUUAGGGAGAACUGAAUAGAACUGAAACACAAUCAGCAACAACUUGGUCCUCAAAGAAGAGACGUGUGAUGGAGGGCUACUGGGCACCAUAUUUAGCUAUUUUUAACAUGCUUGCCAUAGAGAAAGACUAGCUUUUGUCACUUGCUUGGCUUUAAUUAUCUAAAGUCAAUGAAAGACUUCUUUGUUGUUACUGUUUUUUAAAGGUGGAAAGAAAGUUUAUUUGGAAGAAAAAUGAGUGUUAUUAAGGAAGGACCAAUUAAGGAUCUGAUCCAUGAGGGGGAAGAGAGAGAAAAGAAUAUUUAAAAAAGAGUUGUGAGGAGGUACACUAAAGUGACAGAGUGGCAAGAAAAGUGAUCAAGCCCCACAUUCAGGAGGGUCAGAAGGAAUAGAAUUGAGCUGAUUUCUUUCUGAUCCCUCUUCUCUUAUAUAUGAAAACAGAAAUGAACUGGAGACUUCUUAAAUUCUAAUCCACCAUUAACAUGGAAAACGCCAACAGAAUCAAAAUUUCCCUUGAAAACUGGGACGAUUUGUGACUAGCUUUCAGAUUGCCGUUAGUGCUUAGCCUGUCGUCUUCAGUGAGACCUGCCUUUGGCCCUGUGGUGGUAGCCUGGGAUGCCUCUUUCCCUAGCCCAGAAUAAUUUUACUCACUUUACUUCCAGAAUUCACCAACCUUUUCCUGUUUACCUGAUCCUUCUUUAGGAUUUUCUAAAAAAUAGGAGGGUUUCAGGAAAGCCAAUCCCAUAACCCCCAGUGCAGCAGCCAGAUUUGUGUCAUCCUAUUGGAGUAUAGAUGGUGGACUCAUUCCCCAUGAUAGUGGACCACAGCUAAAACUGAGUCCUUGUUUGUUUGUUAGUGCUUUGCUAAUGCUGGAUCCUAACCCUUCCUGACCAAAACGCUUCUGUCAGUCGCCCUAGGUAAAAUGAAUGCUUGUCAUCAAGGGCAUGGUUGAUUCUUGAAGCUGCUCAGUAAAGUUAUUUCCACAGUAGUUUGUUUUGUACUCUAUAAUAUAUGCAUUAACUGUAUAUAUAUAUAUAGUUAAUGUCAGUCCAUUUUUGUUCUAAGUCAAAGAAAACCCCCAAAUCUUUGAAUAAAAUUAAUGCUGUAGGAUGAUGGGCCAUGUUGAUCGUGUGUAACCCAGUUGAAGAAACAUGGUAACUGAAGGAAUACCUCAAGCUUUCCCAUCAGGUAAUUUCUAUUUUAGUUUGGUGUUGUCUGUUACCUUUUUAUUUAUGUGAAAGACAGGUUUCUUAUUAUAGCUUAAGGAAUGAUACUGUAGUCUGCUUCAUGCAUGGAGAAUAAAGACCUAUACUCUCCAAAUUGCAGAAUUUUCUCCUAAAGCCCUGUUUGCAAAUUCUUGUGCAAAUUCGCUGCUAGUGUUUUCUUCCUACUUCCUGAACUUGUGUUAUUACAGAGUGAUAAUGUUGCUUUGUGGUUUACCUCUGGGACAAACUGUGCUGUGUACAAUCAGAUGUGUUUCAUACUUCAGCACUCCAGAAUUUGUCCAGGAUUACUAUGGCCCAUGUGUACAUACUUACCAAAGUAGGGGGAACAUCUCUGGCUUUGGAAUCACUUCUACUGAGGGACCUGAAGGAGUCUGAAGUUUCCUAGGUCACAGGAAACAACCAGUCUUGGGACCUGGAUAGGUUUAGGUUUUUAAGUCCAGCUAUUUUAUUUCCUCCAGGGCAGCUCAUCCUAAUUUCAAGGAAAAUAUCUAAAAAGAUAUAAAGUAUGGAGCCCACAGGCCUAAACCUAUGAAACAACUAUCACAUCAUCUGGUUGCAGACCUCAGAGCACGGGGUUGCAUCGUUAUUGCCACGCAGUGAUGUGUAUGUUAGCAGAGGUAGUGCAGGGUCUUCCCAAUAGAGCUGUUCAGCCCCGUAUGUGUUUAACCUGCGCAGAAGUAGCUUCUCUGUUUAAAUCUCCAAUAAAUUAACUUUUACCAGUC
Choloepus didactylus (southern two-toed sloth) is the source of this 3582-nucleotide messenger RNA. It is a transcript of the gene AP3M2, whose product is annotated as adaptor related protein complex 3 subunit mu 2. Gene Ontology annotation, cellular component: clathrin adaptor complex; cytoplasmic vesicle. The record is from RefSeq and is a predicted model, not a curated record. The transcript is spliced from 9 exons. Gene Ontology annotation, biological process: endocytosis; intracellular protein transport. Lineage: Eukaryota; Metazoa; Chordata; Mammalia; Pilosa; Megalonychidae. Bases 210 to 1466 code for a protein of 418 amino acids.